AUUUGUCAACAGAAGUCACUACCUUGCCUCGUGGGACGAUCAGGCACUUGGAAUCCAAUAGAAAGCACAGGAUACAAAAGCAUACGAGACACGCGUUGUUUAUUCAGACUAUUUUACAGCUGUUAUAGGUCGUUGGUUUUGAGGUAAAGCAUUUCUGGAUAGAUUAUGCAUGGUGUUAAAACCCUACUGGCGUCUGGAGCUGGUGUUUUGCUCAUAAGGAAUGGUGGAAAAUGGAAGAGAGUUGCGGGAAGUUUGGAAAGAAGACACUCACCUGCUCGGCUGUUGCACGUGAGCGCAUCACCGGGCCAGCAUCCGCGCCAUCAGCACGUGAUCGCAGAGAUGGACCCCGCCACGUACAGUAAGAAGGGGGUUGCUGGGUUGGAGGACUUGUUGUUCUACACAAUCACCCAGGGAAAAGAGAAACUCUCAGUGGCACGUUUCCUGACAGCACUCAGAAGCACAGGCUUGAUGACCUCUGACCCCCGUUUGAGAGACUGCAUGCGACAGAUCCAUCAAGCUGUCCAAGAUUCUGUUGGAAUGACAAUGAUGGACCAGGAACUGUUCAGAAAAUGUGUUGGCAGUAACAUAGUCCUCCUGACUCAAGCCUUCCAAAGGAAGUUCAUCAUUCCAGACUUUGAGGCCUUUACUUCCCUCAUAAACCAUUUGUAUUAUAACGUACAGGCUCAGCAAGGAGGGAAAGUAGCAAACUACAUCCCUCAGUUGGCUAAGUUCAGUCCACACCUCUGGGGAGUUUCUCUGUGCACAGUGGAUGGUCAGAGGCAUGCUGUAGGGGACACGAAUGUGCCAUUUUGUCUGCAGUCAUGUGUGAAGCCUCUGGAGUAUGCGCUGGCCGUGCAUGAGGCUGGCACUGAGCAUGUGCACAAAUAUGUGGGGAAAGAACCCAGUGGCCUCAAGUUCAACAAACUCUUUUUAGAUGAAGAGGAUAAACCUCAUAAUCCCAUGGUGAAUGCAGGAGCCAUUGUAAUCAGCUCUCUCAUAAAGCCUGGUUCCAACAAGGCAGAGAAGUUUGACUUUAUGAUGGAUUAUCUGAAGAAAAUGUCUGGCAGAGAAUAUGUUGGGUUCAGUAAUGCCACUUUUCAGUCAGAGAAAGAGACAGGUUACAGGAACUAUGCAAUUGGCUAUUAUCUCAAAGAAAAAAAAUGUUUUCCCAGUGGAGUUGACAUGAUGGCAGCCCUUGACUUCUACUUUCAGCUGUGCUCUAUUGAGGUGACAUGUGAGUCUGGCAGCGUCAUGGCAGCCACAUUAGCUAAUGGAGGGAUCUGUCCAAUCACAGGCGAGCGUGUGCUCAGUGCCGAGGCCGUCCGAAACACUCUCAGUCUCAUGCACUCGUGCGGCAUGUACGACUUUUCUGGCCAGUUUGCCUUUCAUGUGGGUUUGCCUGCUAAAUCUGGGGUGUCUGGUGCUGUGCUGCUCGUAGUUCCUAAUAUUAUGGGGGUAAUGUGCUGGUCUCCGCCUCUUGACCGUGUCGGCAAUAGCAUCCGAGGCAUCCACUUCUGCCAGGAGCUAGUCUCACUGUUUAACUUCCAUAAUUAUGACAAUCUGAGACACUUUGCGAAGAAGUUAGACCCUCGCAGACAGACAGGCCACGAGAGGAACAAGUCUGUGGUGGAUCUGAUGUUUGCUGCUUACAGUGGUGAUGUUUCAGCUCUCAGGAGAAUUGCUCUCUCUGCUGUCAAUAUGGAAUUGACUGACUACGACAACCGUACCGCCCUACACGUGUCCUCAGCAGAAGGGCAUUUAGAUGCGGUCAAGUUUUUAACAGAUACCUGCAAAGUCAACCCCAAUGCAAAGGAUAGAUGGGGAAACACACCUCUCGAUGACGCUAUGCAGUUUGGGCACGAUGCAGUGGUCAAGGUACUACAGGAGUACCAGAAAAUAUACACACACACACUAAUGCCUGAGGAUCUCAGCGCUGACACGUUUCCCGAUUCCACCAUUGACGCAGAGGAACUGAAGAGCAUGGAGACGCUGAAUGGUUUAGUUUGAGUGAGAACUACCAUGGGAAAUGCCAAACCGCAGAGCAGGUGUAGGUAGAUGUUACAGAGAUAGUGCUUCAAACCAAAGCUUCGCUGUAUGUAGACCUCGACUAGCUUCUACUGAUGGUUUAAGAUAGUCAUUACUGUAGUUUCUCAGAGCUCCAUUCAGUCUACUGUGGGAUUAUGAAACUACCAGGUACUUCCUGGUAAUUUCUGAUACGGCUCCUCAAAGACAGUUUGGUUUAUUCUUGGACCAAUUUAGAAAUGCUGAGGCUUCCUAGUUUAUCCUUGCAGAAUCAUUUUUAUGUAAAAGCCUUAAAGUCGGCGUGAAACGGAAGUUGAGAUUGUCAUUUUUUUCCUUGUCGUGACGGAUAUCCGAGUGAAACGGCUUCUGAAAUUAGAAUAAAAUGUAGGGCAGGGCUUUAUUUCGUCCUUCGGGAUUUGAUUGGAUCGUUAUAGGUUGGGCAUUGCAAACAAAAUGGAGGCAGAUUUGAAUGCGAUUCUCUGAGAGCCGGUGCACCGAUAGCCGCACCCUCAUCCGCUCUGGCCGCACCCUUUCGAAAUAGAAGAGAGGUCGUUUCGAUGGGGGAGGGCAGGGUUAUGUAUUUGAUUAAAGAUUAUAAGGGUAAAUGAAUUUUUAAAAAAUAAUGAAGUGCACAGAUAAAUUAUUUAUAAUAAACACUACAAUAUUAGAUAUAAAAAGAAGAUUUGUCAAUUUUGAUUUCAUGCCGACUUUAACUCAAAGGAAGCCUUUGGAACUAGGCCAGGGGCCCGAUUCACAAAACAUUCUUAGGAUUAAAAUUCUCUAACUAUUUUCCUCCAGGUUUCUGACUUUAAAAGUUAUAAAUAUUUUGUAUUCCAAAAAUACUUAGAACAAUUAAAAAAAGGUAAUAGCAUUCUUAAGACAAAACUGAAUUCAUAUUCUUGAAAAUACUCAUAACUUCUUAGUUAGGAUAAGCUCCAACUUAAAACCCUGAAGAUACAAGGUUUAAUUUGAGUUGUUUCAAAUAUCUUGCAUUUAAACAAAACACUAGCUUGAACUUUUCAAAAAAUGCUUCUGAACUUCAAAUUCAUCUUAUUUUAACUUCUUAAGAAGAUUUUUGUGUCUCUGGCCCUGUUACUAAGUACAAGGUUAGUGUAAAUUUAGCAGGCUGUCUAUUAAGACAAAAAUGCACAUUAAAAAGUAGUUUAUUUAUAAAAUAACCAUACUGGAAUGUUAGCUGGAGGUUACAGGAGGUUAGCCAGCACCCUUCAUAAUGUGAACUGUAGCCUAGUUUCUUUGUCAUUUUAAGUUAUUAAUUUUUGGCUAAACAUUUUGAGCAGGUAUUUGUAUAUUUGUAUUAUCCUUAAGAUGUUGGAAUUGUGUAUGUUUGUUAAUAGACAUUUUUGUAACUUAAGGUAUUUAAUGUUGUUUUAUUGUAGUGCACAAAAGCUUUAACUGCAUCCCCUGUGGACUUUGCACACAAGAAAGAAAUGGUAUUUAAAACGUGGUACAUAGACAAACUUUAUUGCUGAAUACAUAAGUUCAGAUAGUUAUAGAAGAGUUUUUUUUUUUUUUUUCGAAUUAAAGUGAAAACUGUGACAUGGACAGAAUCAGAUAACAUGACACAAUAAAGUGUAAAAUAACACAA
This is a messenger RNA of Pimephales promelas (fathead minnow), 3628 nucleotides long. It is a transcript of the gene gls2a, whose product is annotated as glutaminase 2a (liver, mitochondrial). NCBI's taxonomy places the organism in Eukaryota, Metazoa, Chordata, Actinopteri, Cypriniformes, Leuciscidae. Gene Ontology annotation, molecular function: glutaminase activity; protein binding. Gene Ontology annotation, biological process: L-glutamine catabolic process. The record is from RefSeq and is a predicted model, not a curated record.